AUGGCUGCCAACAACAUGGUCAACCCCGCCGUGGACCCCGACCGCGAAGACGAGCUCUUCCUCAAGGAGGUCGAGGAAGUCAAGCGUUGGUGGAGUGAGCCCCGAUGGAGAUUCACGAAGCGUACCUUCACCGCCGAGCAAAUCGUUACCAAGAGAGGUCACCUGAAGGUCGACUACCCCAGCAACGCGCAAUCGAAGAAGCUCUUCGACAUCCUCGAGAACCGAUUCAAGACCAAGGACGCCAGCUACACCUACGGCUGCUUGGAACCCACAAUGGUCACCCAGAUGGCCAAGUAUCUCGAUACCGUAUACGUCUCCGGUUGGCAAUCAUCGUCGACCGCUUCUGCCUCUGACGAGCCUGGACCGGAUCUGGCUGAUUACCCAUACACCACCGUGCCCAAUAAGGUUGCUCAUCUGUUCAUGGCGCAGCUCUUCCACGACCGCAAGCAACGUCAAGAGCGCCUCAGCGUGCCGAAGGAGGCUCGAGCCAAGCUCGCCAACAUUGACUAUCUCAGACCUAUCAUUGCCGAUGCCGAUACUGGUCACGGCGGUCUGACGGCUGUCAUGAAGCUCACCAAGCUCUUUAUCGAGAAGGGUGCUGCUGGUAUUCACAUUGAGGACCAAGCCCCUGGCACCAAAAAGUGCGGCCAUAUGGCCGGUAAGGUCCUCGUCCCCAUCAGCGAGCACAUCAACCGCCUGGUCGCCAUCCGUGCGCAAGCCGAUAUCAUGGGCUCUAACCUUGUCGCCGUCGCUCGUACUGAUGCCGAGGCCGCUACUUUGAUCUCCACCAACAUCGAUCCUAGAGAUCAUGCAUUCAUCCUCGGUUCCACAAAUCCCAACCUGCAGUCCCUGAAUGAUCUGAUGUAUGCGGCGGAGCAAGCAGGCAAGGUUGGCGACGAUCUCCAGGCUAUCGAGGACGCCUGGCUGAAGCAGGCAAACCUGAAGCGGUUCGAUGAGGCUGUUGUCGAUGCCAUCAAGGCUGGACCCAACCCCAACAAGGACGAGAUGGUCCGGAAAUACACUACGGCCGCCAAGGGCAAGAGCAACACAGAAGCCCGUGCCAUUGCCAAGGGCAUUGUGGGCAGUGAUGUUUACUUCGACUGGGACUCGCCCCGCACGCGCGAAGGCUACUAUCGCUUGAAGGGCGGCUGCGACUGCGCCAUCAACCGUGCUAUUGCUUAUGCCCCUUACUGCGAUGCCAUCUGGAUGGAGAGCAAGCUUCCCGACUACAAGCAGGCGCAACAGUUCGCCGAGGGCGUGCACGCUGUUUGGCCAGAGCAGAAGCUCGCCUACAACCUUUCUCCUUCCUUCAACUGGAAGACUGCGAUGCCCCGCGCCGAGCAGGAGACGUACAUCCGUCGCCUGGCGUCUCUCGGCUACUGCUGGCAGUUCAUUACCCUUGCUGGCCUACACACCACGGCGCUCAUCAGCGACAAGUUCGCCAAGGCGUACAGCAAGCAGGGCAUGCGUGCGUACGGCGAGCUCGUCCAGGAGCCAGAAAUGGAGUCGGGCGUCGACGUCGUGAAGCACCAGAAGUGGAGUGGUGCUACGUACGUCGACGAGCUCCAGAAGAUGGUCACUGGUGGCAUCAGCAGUACCGCUGCGAUGGGUAAGGGUGUAACGGAGGACCAGUUCCAUUAA
Messenger RNA from Colletotrichum karsti, 1641 nucleotides. RefSeq names its product isocitrate lyase. Gene Ontology annotation, biological process: carboxylic acid metabolic process. Gene Ontology annotation, molecular function: isocitrate lyase activity. Lineage: Eukaryota; Fungi; Ascomycota; Sordariomycetes; Glomerellales; Glomerellaceae. The record is from RefSeq and is a predicted model, not a curated record. The coding region runs from base 1 to 1641 and encodes 546 amino acids. The transcript has 3 exons.